Penicillium macrosclerotiorum is the source of this 738-nucleotide messenger RNA. RefSeq names its product uracil phosphoribosyltransferase. The record is from RefSeq and is a predicted model, not a curated record. The coding region runs from base 1 to 738 and encodes 245 amino acids. NCBI's taxonomy places the organism in Eukaryota, Fungi, Ascomycota, Eurotiomycetes, Eurotiales, Aspergillaceae. The transcript has 4 exons.
AUGGCCAGCAAGGAAACGAUUCCGUCCCCUGCUCAGGGUGUCGGUCCCAUCUAUCGCUCUGAUGUGGAGAAGCCCACGGCGACAGUCUCGAAGGAGGUGCCCUUUGAGAAUGUCCACGUGCUCGCUCAAACCCCUCAACUGAUUGCUCUUCUGACUAUGAUCCGAGACGAGCGGACGGCACGCGCGGACUUCAUUUUCUACUCCAACCGUAUCAUUCGACUUUUGGUUGAAGAAGGUUUGAAUCACCUUCCCGUGGUUGAACAGUCUGUGACCACCCCUGUCGGACGGGCCUAUCUGGGUGUCAAAUUCGAGGGCAAGAUCUGCGGCGUGUCGAUUAUGAGAGCUGGAGAGGCCAUGGAACAAGGACUGAGGGAUUGCUGCCGGUCUGUCCGCAUUGGAAAAAUUUUGAUCCAGAGAGACGAGGAAACCUGCAUGCCCAAACUUUUCUAUGACAAGCUUCCGACUGAUAUUGCUGAUCGAUGGGUUCUCCUGCUUGACCCGAUGUUUGCCACUGGGGGCUCGGCCACCUUGGCAGUCGAAGUUCUUAAGGAGAGGGGAGUGCCUGAGCACCGGAUUCUAUUCCUAAACCUCAUCGCAAGCCCCUCUGGUGUCGCGGAGUUUGCCGAAAGGUUCCCUAAGCUCCGGGUUGUCACGGCAUUCAUUGACCAAGGACUGGAUGAAAAGAAGUACAUCAUUCCUGGUCUGGGUGACUUUGGUGACCGCUAUUAUACGCUAUAA